Molecule: messenger RNA, 1285 nt
Organism: Glycine soja
Lineage: Eukaryota; Viridiplantae; Streptophyta; Magnoliopsida; Fabales; Fabaceae
Product: protein PYRICULARIA ORYZAE RESISTANCE 21
Exons: 4
Coding region: 176-955 (259 amino acids)
Molecular function (GO): metal ion binding
Source: RefSeq, a predicted model, not a curated record
GAUGAGCAAUGGGAGUCAAAAGAUGGAGCAGAUGAUGAUGCGAUGUGGUGAGUGAAUUGCAGAGUCGGCAAUGGUAUGUGUAUGAGCGUAGUCACACUUGAAUUGAAUUGAAGCUCUGUUCCUUCAUGUGACGACAAUCUCCAACGUCAUCUGAGCUCUCGUAUAUUCCCCAGCCAUGGCCGAAAAGGUCACCAUAAUGAGGCUCAAGGUUGAUCUUCAGUGCCACAAAUGCUACAAGAAGGUCAAGAAGAUUCUCUGCAAAUUCCCUCAAAUCCGAGACCAGGUGUACGACGAGAAGAAUAACAUCGUGACCAUCGCGGUGGUUUGCUGUAACCCUGAGAAGCUCAGGGACAAAAUUUGCUGCAAAGGUUGUGGUACGAUCAAAAGCAUUGAAAUUGUUGAGCCUCCCAAGCCCAAACCACCACCUCAACCAGAAAAGCCCAAGGAACCAGAGAAGCCAAAAGAGCCAGAGAAGCCGAAAGAGCCAGAGAAGCCGAAAGAGCCAGAGAAACCGAAGGAGCCACCGAAGCCUAAGGAACCUGAAAAACCAAAGGAACCAGAGAAGCCCAAAGAGCCUGAGAAGCCCAAGGAGCCAGAGAAGCCCAAAGAGCCCGAGAAGCCCAAGGAACCCGAGAAGCCCAAGGAGCCCGAGAAGCCCAAGCCUGAAUGCCCUCCUCCGGUGCCGGUUUGUCCGGCACCGGUGCCAGUGUGUCCGCCACAGCCAACACCUCCGCCACCGGUGGUGGUUCCGAUUGGGGUGUGCUGUGUUCCAUGCUAUGAAGGUCGGCCCGGUGGGCCAUGCUUUGAUGGGUACGGCGGUGGGCCCCCACCAUGUUAUGACGCUUAUUAUGGAAGGCCUGUUUAUGAUAGUUACGGUGGGAGCAGGCCUUGUUACGUGAGCCGUUGCGAUGAAUAUUUCUGUGAAGAAAACACCUCUGCUUGCACAAUUAUGUGAUCGAUCGCAUUAUUACUUACUUACUUCAUUCAUCGAAUCUCUCUCUCUUGUGCCGCCCAUGCAUGCAAGUUGUUGCAACGGCGCGUUCUUCCAUCUUAUUGUUGGAGCGAUCAUCACCCUCAUCAAUCCAAGGAAUAAUGAUCUUUGUUUUUUUGUGUUUGGGAGUACAAAAUGUUUCGUACGUGAAACAAAUAUAGAUAAUAUGAUAUGAUACCAGAGGCUAGCUAGCUAAAGAAUAAAUGUUUUUACUGUAAUGUAUGUAACUGAUACUAUAUACUGUGAUAUCUUACAUUUUCACAAGUUAAUAAAGUUUCUUAAUUUGUGUACGAA